Molecule: messenger RNA, 2907 nt
Organism: Gymnodraco acuticeps
Lineage: Eukaryota; Metazoa; Chordata; Actinopteri; Perciformes; Bathydraconidae
Product: ras-related protein Rab-18
Exons: 7
Coding region: 153-767 (204 amino acids)
Molecular function (GO): GTP binding; GTPase activity
Source: RefSeq, a predicted model, not a curated record
AUAUGGUUGGAGUGAGGCGUCUUCGUAACAAGACAUUAACCACUAUCUUUGUAGCAAGCUGUAAACAGGAACGCAAGUAACCGAGGAACGCCGUUUUAAGCAGGCUGUUUUAGCCGUUUAUCAAGAGUAACACCGCUCACUGUUCAAGAAAAAUGGAAGACGACACACUAACGACGCUGAAAAUACUGAUAAUAGGGGAAAGUGGUGUUGGGAAGUCAAGCCUUCUUUUGAGAUUCACAGAUGACACGUUUGACCCAGAGCAAACGGCAACAAUAGGUGUUGACUUCAAAGUGAAGACCAUUUCUGUGGACGGAAACAAGGCAAAGCUGGCGAUAUGGGACACGGCGGGACAGGAGCGCUUCCGGACCCUGACGCCCAGUUACUACCGCGGAGCCCAGGGAGUCAUCCUGGUGUAUGAUGUCACACGACGGGAAACCUUCACCAAGCUGGACAACUGGCUCAAUGAGCUGGAGACGUACUGCACGAGGAACGACCUCGUGAAGAUGCUUGUUGGAAAUAAGAUCGAUAAGGAAAACCACGAUCUAGACAGGGCCGAGGGGCUGAAGUUUGCAAGAAAACAUUCCAUGCUUUUUAUAGAGGCGAGUGCUAAGACCCGUGACGGUGUCCAGUGUGCGUUCGAGGAACUGGUGGAGAAGAUCAUCCAGACCCCGGGGUUAUGGCAGAGCGAGACCCACGGCCGAGGGGUCCAGCUCUCCGACGAUGACGCGGGGGGGGGAAGCUGUGGCGGCUUCUGCUCCCUGGUCUAGACAACGCAUGCAGAUACACACACACACACACAUGCAGAUACACACACAGCCAAACCCCCCCCCCCCACUGUGUGCUGUCCUGAGCUGAGCUCCCUCCUCAGACAUGAAGGCAGUGGAGGUCUCCCGUCCACACACACACACACACACACACACACACACACACACACACACACACACACACACACACACACACACACACACACUACCUGUGUCCUCACAGACUUUUGCACACUUUCUAAUAACAACGCUGCGCUAAAAAUGCAAAUUCAGCUCGGCCUUCCUCUCAAUGGGAUUUGAGUGAGUUUCUCUCCUCUGUUUUGUUUUGAGUUCGUUUUUUUUUGCAGUUUUUGGUACUUGGUCAAAAUGUUAACCAUUCUCAUUUCAUACAGAGGAUUUAAACAGUGGUGGAAUGUACUGAAUCAAGUUCUGUACUUUAUUUUCUGCCACUAUAUUCUUCUACUCAACUUCAUCUAGGAGAAAGAACAAAAUCAUUGAUUUACUUUUUACAUUAACAUGACGUGUUUAUAUGAUUUAUAUAAACUACUAACCCACUUGAUAGAACUCAAAAUAUUCUAAAUGUCCUCCAAUUUUAAAAUCAAAAAAAAAAAACUCUUAAAUGUAUUUAUAAGUUAUUAAAACAGAAUAAUAUAAUACUCUGUAAUAAGAAAAGAGAGCCAAUCUGCAAAAUCAGCGCUUUAGUUACUCUAAGUACAUUUUGCUGGCAAUAUUUCUCUACUUUUACUAAAGUAACAUUUUGAACUCACAACUUACUUACAUCCAAUGGAGUAUUUUUAAACGGUGGUAUUACUAAUCUGACUAAAGUAUAGGAUCUGAGUACUUUUUCCACCACUGGAUUUAAAUGAAGCAGGGCAGUGAAAUGAGUCAAAGUAGAAACCAAAGUGAGUCAGGCUCAUGGCUCGAUGCAGUCUGAUAAUGAGAAUGGAAACACAGAUUUGACUCUGUCUUGUCUACAGCAUGCUUAUUGUCCUCGGAGCACCUCGCCUUAGUAAGCACAUCUGUGUCAAAGCAGGGCCGACUUCCCCCCCCCUUGUCCUGUGCUUGAUCCUGCCCCCAGACUCUAUGAACAUUACGCAGUUGCUUAUGGAGAAGCUUAUCACGCCAAGCCGUCUUGUAUUCCCUCUCAGCACUAGAGGCUAAAGGCUUGGUAUCAUGUGUUGUUCACACAACUGCCUCAUUUCUUCAGAACCUAAUAGAGUUACCAACUGUCUGGAAUGACGUUUUACAACUUUUUAUUGACUUGGGACUUCAAACUUUUGAUGUGUUUUUUUGAAGAGUGCAUAAAUCAAAGAGAUUGGCACCAGCGAGCUUUCCACUGGGUGCCGAAGAAGACUGAACCUCUUAAAAUUGCACGCCUUUGUUGUAACGAGUUGCUUUAAUGGAGUGCGACCUACUGGCACCUCCUCACUCAGACAGAUAAUAUCAGUAAUGACACUACUAUGGUUUUUCAUAUGGAUCCCUCCGACUGGACAGACACAAAGGAAAAGUGUUCAAUAUUAAACGGGGCAGUGAGUCAUAAGGGUGUUUCCACUGAAUUUGGAAAAUCAAAGAAAACGCUGUGUGCUCCCAGUGCUAAUGGAUUUUACAGUACUCCUAUCUCUGUGUUUGCAUCUGAGAAGCAGUUAUAAAUGUACGUACCCCCGACCUCUCACCAUGUUUGUAGUAUUCGAGUGCUGGUCUUUCUGGGAAACGUCGUUCUGAAAGUGACACAGGGAUCGUGAAAAAGACAUGGAUACAAAGCAUGUCUUAUCACAAUUUUUUUUAAAUAUCGUUUAAUUGCAUGGGAAACUCUGCGUGCCAUUUGUUUGUUUGUCCAGUGAAUGGCCUUCAGAGGCUUUUUACUAUAAAUACUUUAAAUUAUAUUUAGCUGCAAGUAAAACAUUGCAUACCAUUGGAAAUGAAUGGUAUAACUAAACAAAAAGGAAGUGGCUUUUACUUAUUUAACUGGUAUAGCUGUCUUAUAUCUUCAGAAAUAUGUUGAAACAUGUAUACCUUGUAAAUUGUGUGUAUUUAAGGAAUUUGGUGGGAAAAUUCCUGUAUGAAUUGUAAAUCUGAAUGUAUACAUAUUUCACUACAAACCGCUCUAUGUAUUAAACUAAAUAAAGGACUUUUUUAAGUGAAA